Molecule: messenger RNA, 1598 nt
Organism: Anoplophora glabripennis (Asian longhorned beetle)
Lineage: Eukaryota; Metazoa; Arthropoda; Insecta; Coleoptera; Cerambycidae
Gene: Zip89B
Product: zinc transporter ZIP1
Exons: 2
Coding region: 72-1103 (343 amino acids)
Biological process (GO): zinc ion transmembrane transport
Cellular component (GO): plasma membrane
Molecular function (GO): zinc ion transmembrane transporter activity
Source: RefSeq, a predicted model, not a curated record
CAACUGCGCGUGAAACAUUAUCUAGCCAAGGCAGAUACCGUUAUUGCUUGCUGAAGUAGUCAAAUCAAACAAUGGUUGAUAUCUCUGUUCGUCAUGGUCAUCAUACUGAUGGUGAUGACAGUGGUGGAAAUGCUAAUAUAGCGAAAGCGACAGCAAUGGUAUGCCUUUUUGCCGGGUCCUUUAUUAUUGGCAAUAUACCGAUUAAAUUGAGCAGGAUGUUCAACUGGAAAGGUGACGCUAGGAGUAACAAACACGUAAAAUUUCUUCUCGGUUUGGGAGGAGGGGUUCUGAUGUGUACCACAUUUAUUCAUCUCCUACCAGAAGUAUCGGAGAGUUUUGAAGAUUUCGACAUCGACAUUGACGUUGAAAUACCUUUUGCGGAACUGUUGAUGUGCAUCGGAUUCUUUGUUAUGUAUUUGGUCGAGGAGAGUGUGCAUUUGUAUCUACACCGAAAGGAGAAAAUGUACGCGUUUAGAGAAAUAAGGAAAAGUCUUUCGAUUAGACGCGGCGAACUUGACGAUGUCAACGAAAUAGUUGACUCCCUUGAAUCUCCGAAAUCUCUUGUGCAGACCCACGAUCACAACCCUCAUUUACACCACGUAGAUCACAGUCACGUACACCACAGCCAUGCAGUCCACGACUUCUCAGAACAUGGGACGGUGAAAACGAUUAGAGGACUUUUAAUUGUUUUAGCGCUCUCGGUUCACGAACUGUUCGAAGGGCUAGCAGUGGGACUGGAGUCUGGAGCUGCCACCGUGUGGUACAUGUUUGGAGCCGUUAGUGCUCAUAAGUUUGUUAUAGCCUUCUGUAUAGGAGUUGAAUUAGUAACUUCAUUGAAAACGAAGUUGGUAGUAAUUUAUGUAUUUACUUUUGCUGUAGUUAGUCCUCUAGGAAUAGGAAUAGGUAUGAUUGUAACAAAUAUGGAACAUGAUUCGACCGCCGUUGCGUCAGUCAUAUUACAAGGGUUGGCUACUGGAACCCUUCUAUAUGUUGUAUUUUUCGAAAUUUUGCAAGGCGACAAGAAAAGUGGUCUCAUACAGUAUUCUUCUGUUUUUAUAGGUUUUGCAAUUAUGUUCACAAUCACCACAGUAUUGUCGGUAUAGUCUGUAAUUUCCAAAAUUUUAAUUUUAACAAUAAAUACCUGUUUUACUUUAUAAACCAGAAAAAAAUGAAACUAGCACAGAUAAAAUCUUUAUAUAUUGUAAAAGGUACGGCAAUUACUUUAGGAAAAUGUAAAACAUAUACGCUAGAGUUAACCCAUUCAUUUUAUUGAAGACUUAUUUACACAUAGUAAUUUUUAUGAUUAUUUCAUUUCUGAGUUUGACGUAUCUAUGUUAAAUUAUAAACGUACGAAAUCUGUAUUACGAAAUGUAUUAUCGCUAAUAAAUUUAUACAACUGCAUAAAACAAAGGUAUUCAUUAUUUUUUAUGAUAAAAGUACUUAACGGAUUAGAAGAUAUAUAGAAACUAAGCACCAGUGAUUUAAUAAUAUUUUACGUAAUUUAAUUUGGUGAUGUAUUAUUUAAAGUAUUUAAAACCUAUAUAAGUAAAAUUUAUUUACUGAAACAUUAGGAGGCGCGUAAUAAAUUCGAUAAUAAA